Molecule: messenger RNA, 3979 nt
Organism: Rhododendron vialii
Lineage: Eukaryota; Viridiplantae; Streptophyta; Magnoliopsida; Ericales; Ericaceae
Exons: 1
Coding region: 1598-3865 (755 amino acids)
Source: RefSeq, a predicted model, not a curated record
GAAGCGGUGCCGUGAUAUAAAGCGAUUUCGUUGACCCACAGUGAGUUUGUUCUUAUUUUUGGCAAAUUAGUGUCUGUGUCUGGAGUACCCCAUUUUUACAAUCAAGGGGUAUUGAACUUGCAUGCUUGGUCGUCGAUCACAGGAACCUGAACUCGUACCUCUUAAUUUUGACUUGGAAAAGAGACGUAGGGGUAAUAGAAAGACCGACUUAGUCACAAUGGCAGAUGAUGAUCCAAAUAGAGAGAGGAGGGUUGUGAUACCUAACCCCUUCCCUCUCAACUCACACUUCGCCCCCACGGCUUACACUACACCAUCAUGUGUACGAUUACCCGCCAUCAUGGCUAACAACUAUGAGAUUAAGCCCGGUACACUCCAAAUGCUCCCUAAGUUUCAAGGGCAAGCUCAAGAGGAUCCAUAUCAACACAUCACUGAAUUUGAAGCCCUCAGUUCCACGCUUUUAAUUCAUAAUUUCCUGAUGGAUGCAUUGAGAUUGAUUUUGUUUCAAUUCACUUUGAUAGGGAAUGCCAAACAUUGGCUUAGUACUUUGCCAACUAAUUCUAUAACAUCUUGGGCGCAAAUGAGUGCGGCAUUCCUUAAGAAAUUCUUCCCCAUAGGAAAAACACUCAGACUUCGGCAAGAGAUUACCACUUUCCAACAAGCUGAGAAUGAAUAGUUCUAUGAGGCUUGGGAGAGAUAUGGGGAUCUCAUUCGUAAGUGUCCGCACCAUGACAUACCUAAGUGGCAAUUAGUACAAAGUUUUUAUUCUGGGCUGCUUCUGCCACAUCGUGUGAUGGUUGAUGCCUCAUGUGGAGGCUCUGUGAUGGUUAAAAGUGAAAAGGAAGCCUGGCAAUUGUUCGAAACUAUGAGCGAAGGGUCCCUACAAAAUGUUUCUUUUGAGAGGAGAGGUAAGUCAGUCACUACUGGCUCUGAUAAGCCACGAGGUAUGUAUGAGAUCAAACCAUCUCAUGACCUCAAUUCCAAAGUCGAAAUACUGACUGAAAAGGUUGAAAAGCUUCUUUGUAUGGGACCGGCCACCUCACAGCCUCCACUUUCUCAGGAGGCAUGUUCUUUAUGUGCUAGUCCGGCCCAUUUCAUCACUGACUGUCCUGCGGCCCCACAAUUCCCUAUUUUUGUGGAGGAGCAGGUUAAUGCUGCACAAGGGUACGCUAAUGCACGAGGUUUCACCCAACUAAGUAAUGAUCUGUAUUCUAAUACUUACAACGCGGGUUGGGCCAAACAUCCUAAUUUCUCAUGGAGAUCGCAAGAGCAGGGUAGUUCCUCUGCCCAGCAGCCUAGGCCUUUUAAUACUCCAUUUAAUCCAGCUGCCUAUCGCUCACAAAAUCGCCAAGCACCCACCCAAUCCACGCGGGAUCCAUCCUUCGAGGACAAGGUGUUGCAAGCGCUUGACCAUUUAAUUGAUACCCAACAAUAAGUGCGUUCUAAUACCCAGUCCAUCUCGCGGCUCGAGACCCAAGUGGGUCAAAUAGCCAAUGCACUUAAUCGUAGGGAAGAAGGUAGGUUGCCCAGUCAGCCUAUCCAACCCCUUGGAGGACAGUUUGUGGUUCAUGACCCGCCUCUUGCUGAUGCUAAGGUAAUCAUGACUUUGCGCAAUAAGAGAGAGGUCGAAACCCGACCAGAGAAAACGAAAUCGAAAGAGCAUUUGGCUCCUUCCGACCCUGAUGACUUUGGGGAGGAGAGUUCACAGAGUAAAAAGAGAACCCCUCCAGUCACACCUGCAUCACCCACUUCUGUGUCAGCGGGCUCUAAGGUACCACCCUAUGUGCCUAAAGCCCCGUUCCCAUCAUGUUUGAAUGCACCAUCUCCCUUUCCUAAGAGGGGAGUAUCUAUGGAGGAUACCCUUGAGGUAUUCAAGCAAGUGAAAAUUAACAUCCCACUCCUAAAUGCCAUCAAACAAGUCCCAACUUAUGCGAAAUUUCUAAAGGACCUCUGCACUCAAAAGAGGAAAAACCGAACCAAUGUGUCUAAAAAGGUCCUUCUCACCGAACAAGUGAGCUCUGUUUUUCAAUCAGACGCUCCCCUUAAGAUGCAAGAUCCUGGUACCCUGACUAUUAAUAUAGUCAUUGGGAGGCAUGCCAUAGAGCGAGCACUUUUAGACUUAGGGGCUAGUGUCAACUUGAUUCCAUACUCGGUGUACGAACAAUUGGGGCUUGGGGAGUUGAAGCCCACGUCGGUUACCUUGCAAUUAGCUGAUAGAUCUAUUAAGGUGCCACGUGGAGUAGUUGAGGAUGUUCUUGUCAAGGUUAAUGAUUUUUACUUUCCGGCUGAUUUUAUAGUCCUUGACACAGAACCUGUGCAAACCCUUAAAAAGCAGACUCCGAUUAUUCUUGGUCGUCCUUUCUUGGCGACCGCGAAUGCUAAUAUUCAUGUGAGGAGUGGAGAGAUGGAGGUGACCUUUGGGAACAUGACCCUUAAGCUUAAUGUUUAUAAGGCCACAAAACACCCUCCCUUGGAGGAAGACUGCUUCGCAGUCGAUGUCGUGGAGGACUUGGUGGAGGAGGCAUUGCCUUAUGUUUUGACCGAUGACCCGUUGGCCGCUUGUUUGGCACACUUUGGGUAUGAGGAGUAUGAUAUCGAUCAGUCCAUCGAGGAGGUGAAUCUAUUACUUAAUAAUUCACCUCCAAAAUGGACAGCGCAGUUUGAACCUCUUGCCGCACUUUCCAAUGAGACUGCCCCUCCGUCUAUUGAGGCUCCACCGAAACUUGAGUUGAAGCCACUUCCGGCUAAUCUCAAGUACGUGUUUCUAGGUACCAACGACACCCUUCCAGUUAUUAUUGCAUCUGACCUUUCUGUCACUCAGGAGGGUCAAUUGGUUGAGAGGCUUAAGCAAUAUAAGAGUGCAAUAGGGUGGUCCGUGGCAGAUUUGAAGGGUAUUGAUACCUCCGUGUGCAUGCAUCGCAUCAAUUGCGAAAAGAAUGCCAAACCAUCACGUGAGAUGCAACGGAGGUUGAACCUGAAUAUGAAGGAGGUGGUAAUGAAGGAGGUUGUGAAACUUUUGGAUGCGGGUAUCAUAUACCCCAUCGCGGAUAGUAAGUGGGUGAGUCCCACUCAGGUGGUGCCCAAGAAGUCGGGCAUAACUGUGGUCGAGAACGAGAGAGGUGAGCUUGUCCCGACACGAGUCACCACAGGGUGGCGUGUUUGCAUUGACUACCGUAAGCUCAAUUCCAUGACUAGGAAAGAUCACUUCCCAUUGCCUUUCAUUGACCAAAUCUUAGAGCGGUUAGCGGGCAAAAGCUAUUAUUGUUCUCUGGAUGGCUAUUCCGGAUACAAUCAAGUGCCUGUCGACCCUGCAGACCAAGAGAAAACUACCUUUACUUGUCCUUUUGGCACUUUCGCUUACCGGCGUAUGCCAUUUGGUUUGUGCAAUGCACCUACUACUUUUCAACGGUGCAUGAUGUCUAUUUUCUCUGACAUGGUGGAGGAGUUUCUCGAGGUCUUUAUGGAUGACUUUUCGGUCUUUAGGACCUCGUUUGAUGAUUGUCUCCGUAACUUGAGCAAGGUGCUUGAGCGAUGCAUGGAGAAAAAUUUAGUGCUAAGUUGGGAGAAGAGCCAUUUUAUGGUUCAAGAGGGAAUAGUGUUGGGACAUGUGGUGUCUACGAGGGGGAUUGAGGUGGAUAAAGCUAAAGUUGACUUAAUUUCGCGACUCCCUCCCCCAUCUUCUGUUAAGCAGAUUAGAUCCUUUUUAGGGCAUGCGGGCUUUUACCGCCGCUUUAUUCGUGAUUUUAGCAAGAUUGCUAAACCCUUGUGCGAUCUCCUCGCCAAGGAUGUGCCAUUUGUGUUUGACGAGGCCUGCAUGAAGGCCUUUGUCAAGUUGAGAGAUGCCUUGUCCUCCGCACCUAUUAUGUAGUCAGCCGAUUGGAAAUUACCUUUCGAAAUCAUGUGUGAUGCGUCCGACUAUGCAGUUGGCGCUGUCCUUGGCCAACAGGUUGACAAAGUUUCCCAUGCGAUUUACUAUGCGAGU